This is a messenger RNA of Chilo suppressalis (striped riceborer), 2608 nucleotides long. NCBI's taxonomy places the organism in Eukaryota, Metazoa, Arthropoda, Insecta, Lepidoptera, Crambidae. The record is from the annotation of a GenBank genome assembly.
CCGACAUUCUAAAGAAAAAAGAAAAAGAAGAUUAUUUUACUAAAGGCCAGGCUGUAUGAGCCUUGUUUUCUUUGCCUUCCCUAAAACGGGAGAAUCUUAAACAAAAAAAACGUACAUUACAAAGAAAGAGCGAUGUUUAGGUUUGUUUAUUUUAUUAUUGUGAAGUUUAAUUGGAAAAUACAAAUUUAUUAUAGAUAUUGUGUGUGUAGACAAAGUCAAAGUUUUAGAUUAGAACAGAAAAAGUUCAAUUCACUUCCUACAAUGGACAAGAAAAGAAGUAAACUAUGGGGUUUUUUUACGCAGACUAAAGACGAUAAGGCAAAAUGUGAUCUUUGUCAUUCGUUGUAUUCAGUGAAAGGCGGCUCUACUACAAAUUUGAAAAAGCAUCUCAUGAAAAAACACAGACCAACCUAUGAAACCAUCGUUCCAGGCUCCGUGUCAGUUGCAGCAGCUCUGGAAGCUCCAACUUCAGCAAAUAACGCAGCAAACAUGAAGGCGGCUAUACGAUUAACAAAUUAUGAACAUUUGCCGUGUAUAUCUCACACUGUUAAUUUAGUGGUGCGUGCAGGAGUCCAGGUCUGUGGACUCGAAGAGCUGAUAAAAAAAAUAAAAGCCAUUGUGGAACAUUUCCACAAGAGUCCAAUGGCAACCAAAAAACUAAUUGCAAUGCAAGAGCAGCUGAGGCCUAAUCAAAAACCAUUGAAGUUAAAAAUGGACGUAAUGACUAGAUGGAAUAGUACCCUGGACAUGAUUGAGAGGAUUUGGUUACUUCAAGAACCUUUAGAAGCGUCUCUUGGAAUCCUACACAAUCCGGUAGAAAAUCUUUCGGAAAGCGAAUGGCAGACACGGCCAGAAAUAAUAAAAAAUCUGAAGCCAUUUAAGCAACUCACAGAAGAAAUGUCUUCAGAAAAAAAGUGACUGUUUCAAUGGUCCUGGCUUCGACAGAAAGUAUGAUUAGAAUUUUUCACAAUUUAGAUAGAAAUAUUAUAACAGAUACCGGAAAGAAACUGGCAAAUAAAAUAAUAACGGAAUUUAAAAUUAGAUUCAAGAAUUGUUACAGGCACCCAGUGUUAUCUAAAGCAGCACUGUUAGACCCGCGUUUUAAGAAGCUGGCAUUUAGGUUUGAUGCAUCAAGUUAUGAGUCUGCCAAAGAUGCAUUGAAAACUGAGCUGCUAAAUGAAUUUUACUUCCAUAUGCAGUCAAUAGAACCUAACGAGAACGAAUCGACGUUAGCUAUAAUAUCUACUUUUUUUCGGCGGUAGGUGUGAAAAAGAUAAGUUGUGUCUCGAAAUUGAAAAAUUUUAUUUAAUUAUUUAAAGUCAUUUAAAAACACAGAUUUUAUAUUUACUUGAAGAAUAAGGAAGUGAAACAACAUAACUUACGUUUGCAUCAUCUUUUAUGUAACAUUUGCUUACAUUUGACACCACCUGCCAGCACAUCAUACAAUCAAGAUUUAGCACAUCCUUUAAAUCACUAUAAAUCACACUGUCUCAUCUCACUGAUAUUGUGUCUGCGCAAAAGAGCUUGGAGGAGUGUUUUAUGAAGAAGAUGCAGGAUCUCGAAGGUCAGAUUCAAAGUGCGGGUUCUGGUAAGGAGACAGUGGCAAAGGUAGCUGAGGAGUUCCGGACCUUCAGAGAGCUCAUAUUCAGCAUGUUGGGGCUGCUCCGCAAGCAAAUUUGUGAGUGCGUCAUACAGAUAGAUGCCAUUGAAACCAGACACCGUCGAAAGGGUUUGAUCUUUUUGGGUGUUCCGGAGUCUGAUGCUGAAGACUGUAAGGCCGUAGUGUGUGGCAUUCUUGCAACGAAAGUGGGCCUCAAAGACGUCACUAAGGCCUCCUUGUCAGUUUGUCAUAGGCUCGGAGCCACCGGUAAUAAUGAAAACGGUAAGCAGCGGCCUGUUCUGGUGAAAUUUUCCCAAUAUGACUUAAAAGCUGCAGUCUGGAAGGCUAAGAAGAACUUGAAGGGCACUAACAUCACAGUCAAGGAGUUCCUUACUAAAUCCAGGCAAAAUGUCUUUAACAAUGCUCGGCUGCAUUUCGGUGUUCGGUCUUGCUGGACUCAGAAUGGCGUUAUUCACAUUAAAUCAUCUGAUGGUAUACGCCACAAAGUCAUUCUUAAAGAAGACCUGGACUCCUUGGUUGGCAAAUACCCAAAGGCGCCGACGGCUGGUAUGCGAUCGGGUACUUGGCUUCAAAUUGAUAUAAUUCAAUGUGUAUGUAUGUAUCUUCUAUUCUAUUGUUUGAUUUGCUUGUUAUCUGCAUAGAUUGCAUAGUGCUGGUAUGUACGCAAAAUCAGAUUCUUUUGCUACACUGGCUUUUGCUCUUUGUUGUUUUGUUUUUUCAUUUAAGGUAGGUAAUUAGUUAUUUCACUUGCAGAUAGUCAAGAAAAGUUAAACUGUCAAUGUCAAUGUAAGACUAUUUUUUUUUCUCUUUCUCUCACUAUUUAUAACAAGGCAAAAGUACAUUAGUAUAUACAGCCUCAUUCAUAUAUAUAUUUUUCUAUUGUCAUUUAAUUAAAAAUCAUGUUUGUGUCCAACUUUAGACACUAUUCUAAUGUAUUAGUUAUUUUACUUUAAAAUUAUUUUUGUGUUGAUUUGCUUACUUAGCUAC